Molecule: messenger RNA, 1212 nt
Organism: Phymastichus coffea
Lineage: Eukaryota; Metazoa; Arthropoda; Insecta; Hymenoptera; Eulophidae
Product: RNA-binding protein 38-like
Exons: 5
Coding region: 530-1000 (156 amino acids)
Cellular component (GO): cytosol
Molecular function (GO): RNA binding
Source: RefSeq, a predicted model, not a curated record
CGCGGCUUGCUCGAGAGCUCGGCAGUGCUGCUUCAACGCUACCCCAGGCAACAGCGAGCGAAUCUCGAGCGUGCGCGCGCACCCACGAUCGGCACCUCGCACGUGUCCAGUACGCCAGGGCCCUUACGGUCGUACACAUCGAGAAGUGCGCGUCGGUGGUGCAGUGUCGACGUACGCCCUCGACUCCAUUGUAAAUCGUCCCUGUUUUCUUUGAUUUUUCCGUUGUUUCUCGCGUCGCCCGCUUAUCUCUGCCCGCUAGUGGUUCACAAAAGCGGUCCUCCGAAGAGUCUCGCGUGUGUGGAGAAUACGAGCAGCUAUAAAGAGGACAGAACCUCGAGAGCGAGAGAGGCCAGACGGACAAACAGCUGCUUCCGAGUCGCUUCCAACUCGAUGCUGAUCAGCCAGUGACUAGCGUCGAUAUUGGAAACACUUGCUUGCGCUUGUGUGAAGCCAGCGUCAAUCAGAUACACGACGAAAGCCGCUGAAGCGGCAAGGGUCAGGCAGCGAAAUAGGCAGCGAGCUGUUGAGAAUGUUGAUGCCGGGUGCCGCAGGCCUCGGUGCCGUGGGCGCUCCGAGUCCCGACGAUCUCGUGACCGGUCUCGGUGCGCUCGCCGGAGCUACGCCACAGCAAAAGGACACCACAUGGACGAAACUGUUCGUCGGUGGCUUACCAUAUCACACAACCGACAAAAGCCUCAGGGAACAUUUCAAUGUCUACGGUGACAUCGAGGAAGCUGUAGUCAUCACCGACAGGCAAACUGGAAAGAGCCGGGGUUACGGAUUUGUGAUCAUGGGUGACAGGCCGGCGGCGGAGCGCGCCUGCAAGGAUCCGAACCCCAUAAUCGACGGGCGCAAAGCUAACGUCAAUCUCGCGAUACUCGGAGCCAAACCACGUGGCAAUCUACAGACUGCUUUCCCAUUUGCUGCCAUACGUCCCGGAUACCCAGCCGUGCUUCCUGGUCAACUUGGGACAUUUGACUCAAUUUCAAAUCAUCUGUGACGUUUCAGCAUCCCAACGCGCUGUGAUAAUCACCUGAAAAUGCUCCUCACCGAGAGUGGCUAAUAAAAAUUGAAAAGCGAAAGCGCAAAACAAGCGAAAAAAUAUCCCGAAAAAUGAAUUCAUUGAGAGAGCUAUAGUGAGCGCAAUAAUAUGAAUAUAAUGGGAUGGGAGAGCAAAAUGUCGCGGCACACGCACACGUAAUACGAAGCCAA